Paralichthys olivaceus (Japanese flounder) is the source of this 2673-nucleotide messenger RNA. Lineage: Eukaryota; Metazoa; Chordata; Actinopteri; Pleuronectiformes; Paralichthyidae. The record is from RefSeq and is a predicted model, not a curated record.
GUGAGGGAGGAAGGCUGACGGACUAUAACCCAGAUGCUCCGGAUCGCAGGGCCACCCUCCCCGGCACUUACGACCCCGUGGUGGAGCGAGAGCUCCGCACACUGGGCUCCCGCCCUCCGGGGCCCCACCUGGACCCCACAAACCCAGCCAGGCAAGCUCUCGGCGGGGGUCCCACCGAGGGGGCCCCCCCUGUCCGUCACCUGGGUGUGGAGCCGCUGAUCCGGGCGUCUCACGCUAACCUGGCCCGGCCUGUUCAGGGGUCAGAGGAAAGUGUUUCUGUAGGCAGCGACUACUAUGGGAGCAUGUUCAGCCUCUACAGAGGGAGAACAUUUUCCAUGCCGUUAUAGCACAAGGCUGUUUUUUCUUUUAGGAGUCCAUAAAACAAAAAGACUGCCCCCAAAUUUCAAGAAAACCAGACAUUAUGUCCCCAACUUGCAAAAAUUGUAUGAGACAUGACAGAAUUUAUAAAUGUUUUAUCUAUUUGAACAUUUCUUGUUGUUACUUCCCAUCUUUAUUUCCAUGUCACACUUUCCUUUGACUCAGUGUGGUUUGAUCUCAAGCUAACAACGAUUCCUGCAGAUGUGUAUUACUCAGCACUUCUGGAAACUGGGACGACUCUAUUUUUUUUUUUUACCCUCUGCAUGAUUUUCUGCAGCAGCCGCUCACGUUUGCAGUAACACACAAUCUUUAUGGGUUUGCUGUGGCUUGCAUGGGUUGCUGGUUUUGAUCCAAGCUAAUAUUAGCAUGAAUGUUGUCACUCACCCUAACAAUCAUGUGAUUUGCAGGCAUGAUGUUUUUGUAUUUGGACUUAAAGCAGGGGGUGCUUCAUGUUGUACAGUUAUUAUUAUCGUAGAGUUUGUUCCACUUCACCGCAGUUGGAUUAAGAUCUGAAGAAAUCUUAUUUUAUCUUUCAUUCUUUUCUCGGCUAUUGUAUUUGACCCUGUCUCUAAAACGGAGGCACACAUGAGCACAGACAAUACACAAGGCAAGAACACAACUGACACAAAAUGGACGCUCAUCUGCUCCUGUAUUGCACCUCCAACCCCCACAGGAACGGCACCAGCUCUAACUUCCUGCCUAAAUUUCCCUUUAAUGCUCAACCCUCUAGGACUCAAACUGCUGAUGAAUCGCAGGGGCUUUCCUCCUGUGUCCCCCUGUCUUCUCCCCAGCCACCUCCCUCCACACACAAACACAGCAGCAGUACCCCAAACCAAGACCUGCGUCAAGCCAAGCCCUCAGAUCAGAGUGUCAACAGUGUUGUCAUGACACCCAAACUGGCUCGUGCAGGACCCAAGAUCUUUGACAAGGUCCGAGCGUUUGAGGAGCGACGGGCCAGCGUGGACGUGCCAGGAGGAGCUGGAUCGGCUUCAGGGAACGGACGAUCGGCUUCCUUCGACUCAGACGACGGUGGAAAGAAGACGGGAGGCCCCAGCAAGGACGAGGGCCGAGUCCUCCAGAGGCGAGAAGCUUUCAAGCAACGGGCCUCCUCUCUAGAGGACAAGACGAGCUACUCCCAGAGGGUCCAGAGCUACCAGAGCAAGUUCGCCGAGGAGCUCCAGAGGAUCAAGAAGCUUGUGGGAAAGCCGAGCUUGAAGAAGGCGUAUUCCACGGAGCAGCUGUCGCAGAAAGAGAGGCUGCCCGUGGGGAAACUGGAGCCCAUUCCUCCGCAAGUGGUUAAAAAGUUGGAGGCCAGGGAGCGAGCCGCGGAGCAGGGAAAAGUUGGAGAGACUCGUCCCCGGGCCCAAGGCAACGGUCUGAGCACUCUUAGUCACGACCCUGAAAAGGAGAGGAUGACACAGCCAGAUUCUCGGGGCACACCGGCCGACGGCUCAUCACGAGGAAACGCAGGGAAAAUCUCUGUUUCCAUGGAGACGGCACCAGUUCACCAGUUACCAGGGCAACCAUUGCCAACAGCCACAAGAACAAGCCUCACCAGAGAAAAACUACAGAGCUCUCCAGCAGCUGACAAAGACUCACUUGUCACCCAGCCGUCCUCCUCCAGAGGCCCGGGGACGCAUUCAGCGAUGAGCAGCAAAGCGGGCCGCAGAUCUCCCAGCCCUACCGGGAAGACGGGGCCCCUCGUCGCUGUGAGGGAACCGGGCUCCCAGUAUCCACCGAAGCCCCCGCGACUCACCCCGUCACCCACUCCGUCCGUCAGCCCCCUCACAAAAAGGAGGAAGGCGGAGGUGGGGCGGACGCCGCCUGCGUUGAAAAUGAACAUCCCCACCAUCGUGGUGGAGGACGAACCCACGGAGGUCGAGCGCGCUGCCGACAGGAUGAGGAGGAAAGAGCGGAGGGUUCGCAAGAGAGGACGCUCUGCUCAACCCCGGCCUCCGGAGGAAGGGGCCUCAUCCGAUGACUCCUACCUGUCCGCUGAUGAGGAGCCAGCUGAGGCCCCGAGGUUUGAGAGGCCCCUCAAAGCCACCACAGUGUCCCGCGGCUCCGAGGUCACGCUGAGAUGUGUCGUCACUGGAAACCCUCCACCUGCAGUGACAUGGAGGAAGGAUAAUGUGGAGAUACGGAGCGAUGCCUCCCAUGUGGUGAAGGCUGCGGGUGAGGAGCACAGUCUGCUGAUAAAGCAGAUGAGGCCGAGCCACGCCGGGUCGUACUGCGUCACAGCUGUCAGCGCGGCGGGCAGAGCGUCCUGCAGCGCCCCGCUCUCCAUCCAGUCAG